Amaranthus tricolor (Joseph's coat) is the source of this 1565-nucleotide messenger RNA. Its product is annotated as histone-lysine N-methyltransferase, H3 lysine-9 specific SUVH6-like. The record is from RefSeq and is a predicted model, not a curated record. Bases 286 to 1296 code for a protein of 336 amino acids. NCBI's taxonomy places the organism in Eukaryota, Viridiplantae, Streptophyta, Magnoliopsida, Caryophyllales, Amaranthaceae. The transcript has a single exon.
AUCAAAAUCUUUUCAAAGUCUGAGACUGUGUAAAAUAAUCUCAAAAAAAAUCCAGAAAUUUUAAUAUCAUCUCUAUAUUUGAACGUAAAAAAACCCAAAAUCUCUUGUAAAACUCAUGUAAUAAUCCCCUUGUUUCUUUCAUUUUUUGGUUGAUUCUUCAUUUUUCUGCAAGUUCUUGAAUCUUUACUAUCUUGUUCACUUCAAACACCCGAUUUCCAGAAAUAUUCCUACAUUUUGCUUGAUUUCGUUUCUAAUUUUCUUCCUCUGCUUUUACUGCUUCUAACAAUGGAAGCUGAAAACCGUAGAGUUACAGUUAUCCGAGAAUUUCCAGAAAUUUUCGCGCCGGUUAGACAAUCCUCUUCUAAGGGGUUCUCUGCAAACGAAGUUAAGAAGCGUAGGUUUACAGUUAUCCGAGAUUUCCCGGAAAAUUGUGGGCCAUUGAAAUCAUCUUCUUCAAAUGGGGUUUCUGGAAUGCACCAUUCUACUCCUGGGUUUGAUCCAACCCCCCUAAAAAUUACGAAGGUUCACUCGAGAAAUCUUGUAGAAACUUCCGCGAAUCGAAAUAUACGAGUAAAUCCCUUGAUUGUGAAGAAACCCCAGAAGCUCAAGGGCAAAGUUCAAGAAAUGAAGUAUUCUGGGCAGACAAUAUCACGAGAGAGGGCAAAAGUGACUGAGAUUAUAACGUUAUUUCGUGAUAAAUGCAAAGAAAUCUCAAGAAGUGGGAGGGGAAUCAGAAGGGUCGAUACAACAGCUUUAUCAGAACUGAAAAAAGAGGGAAAAAUCUGGAAUCAAUCCCCAUCCAUGUUAGGUUCAGUUCCUGGGGUAAACGUAGGUGAUAAAUUCCAUUACAGGAUAGAACUUCAUUUAGUAGGAUUACACAAGCAUUUUGAAAGAGGAAUUGAUACAAUGGAGUAUGGUGGAACAAGGAUUGCUACUUGUAUUGUUGCAAGUGAAAGACACUUAGACAAGAUGAAUGAUCCAAACACUUUGGUUUACAUUGGAGAAGGAGGUGUACUUAGGCGGCAUGAAAUUGGGGUUCCUCCUGAUCAAGAGCUCAAGGGUGGGAAUCGAGCAUUAUGGAUGAAUAUGAAUGAGGAAAAAGCUGUUAGAGUUGUUAGGGGACUUGCAUUGAAUUCUGGGCAGAAGAUUUUGUAUGUGUAUGAUGGGUUGUAUGAGGUGAAAGGCUGUAAACAGAAGAAAGGAGUAAUGGGGAAUAUGAUCUUUGAGUUUCAGAUGGUAAGGUGCACUGGACAGCCUCAAGUUCCAUGGGAGAAGUGUAGAAGGUAUCAGUUUUGAGGUUUGUUUCCUUUUACUUUAUGAUUUGGUUGGUUAUGGUAGUGGUUUGAUUUAGAUUUUAGCUACUGGUAUGGAUUAGAUUGUAUAUGAAUGUAGACCAUAGAGUAAAAAUGCGGUAGGGUCGUGAUUUUGGUAAUGAAAUGUAAUGCCGUAACGAAAUUGCAACGUCUAAUAUCAGUUGAAUUAUAAGAUAUCUCUUGAAACCGUUCAAAACACGAUUUAUUACGCUUUAUAAUCAUGGACAUUUCGAUUUGCUUGUUUUGAAAACC